This is a messenger RNA of Esox lucius (northern pike), 6380 nucleotides long. Its product is annotated as nuclear pore membrane glycoprotein 210. The record is from RefSeq and is a predicted model, not a curated record. Gene Ontology annotation, cellular component: nuclear pore. Lineage: Eukaryota; Metazoa; Chordata; Actinopteri; Esociformes; Esocidae. The coding region runs from base 291 to 5933 and encodes 1880 amino acids. The transcript has 40 exons.
UCGAUUUCAGUGGGCGCUGUGCUACCUACGCAGAAUUGCAAUAUUGCUAAAUUGCCUUUAACUGCCGAUUUUAUCUGUUACAUUCGUUCACUUAGAAAUAGAACUCUAACGAACAAGUAUGGUUGUACUUUUUACGAUUACAGUAGCUAGAUAGCUGUUAACGGUACGGUAGCUAGCUAAAUCAACAACUUGACCUAUAGGUGUCUAGCUAACUAAUAACGAAGGGAGUACAUGUACAGUAGUCAAUGUUCUGAUCACAAUUGUUGAGACCUUAGAAUGUAAUCACAAUAAUGGCCCUUUUAAACGUUAAAGUAUUAUGUAAGCUAUUUAUUUUUAUUUUAACGAUUAUUGCUUGGAGUCAGUCAACAAGACUCAAUGUUCCUAAGUUACUUUUGCCCAGCUCAAAUCAUAAUCAUAUCAACUUCACGUUGACCGCGGAGAAGGGAUGCUAUAAAUGGGUGUCCUCUCGACCUCAGACAGUCAGUGUUCGGCCCCUUUCUUUGUCCAUGCCACCCUCCACCUUGUCUCCAUCCACCUGUAGUCAGCAGGCCCUGGUGUCCGCCCUACCUGGGUCUGCUCUUCUGGAAACUAGCCGAGUGGCCAUCAUACAGGGUGAAGACUCUGUGACCGGCCACAUCCUGCGCUGUGAUGUCAUCAUUGACCAAAUCAAGCAGAUUCAGAUUGUCACAACAACUCGUCAAUUGUUUACUGAGGACCCGCCCCUUGAACUAGUCAUCAUGGCCCUGGACUCAGGAGGCAACACAUUCAGCAGUUUGGCAGGUCUGCAGUUUGAGUGGAAGCUAGCAAAGGACUCGGAGACAGCAGAGAGUGUUAGGUUUGUUCGUUUCUCGGAGGCAGGCUACUCCCCGCUGCAUCACAUCCUGUCCCUAGAGGAAGCGGGUCAGAUGGGGGACAGGGUGUUACUGGAGGGUGUUCGUAGUGGGGCGACAUGGGUCAGGGUCUCGCUCGCACAUCCAGAGUACGAGUGGCUAAAGCCAGCCUCUGUGAGCCUGGUGGUGACAGACAGACUUUACCUCAGCCCCUCCCAUGACACAUACCUACUGUUAGGCUCCGCCCUGUCCUAUGGAGUAUGGAGACAGGUGCACAACAAACAGAUGAGGGUGGCGCUGGGUGAGGGACAGUAUCAGCUGUCAGUGGAGAACCACUUGGACGGAGAAGAGCCAGACGAUGUCAUCACAGUGGACCAGGACACUGGGACUGUCACCGCCAUCGGACUGGGCCGCACCACGUUGUCCGUCACACACCCAGGCCUCACCAAGGACUUCACAUCCCAUCUGCCCCGCUGCUCUGUGAUUGUGGUAGAGCCCAGCUACCUGACGCUAGGUGUAGAAGAGGAGAAGGACAGGUGGGUGUUGGAGAGUGAUCGUCAGUACCAGGUGACCAUUCGAGUUCAUGACCAGGAGGGACACACAGCACAUCUUGCAAAGAAUGUGGUGAUGACCAUUGAGCUCUCUGAUUGGCUGUUCAAUGUCUUGGAGUCCUCUACUAACAGUUCCUACCAUGUAGUGGAAACACUGGGAACUGGCCGCACUACUGUACGAGCUGCCCUGUUCAGCGUUCUCACUGAGGAUGGCAUUGCCUUACCUCUGAUUCCACCAAUCAGAGCAGAGCAGGAAGUGGAGAUCUAUGCGCCCCUCACCCUGCGGCCCUGUAUCUUCGUGUUUCCCUGGCAACCUGAGGGACCACUCUAUCAGCACCACAUGAAGGUUGAGGGUGGCAGUGGAGUUGUGACCUGGUCGGUGAGUGACAGUGAUGUUGCCGUAGUGACCGUCAAAGGGGAGGUGAUAGCAGGAAAGAGGCGUGGCUUUGUGAAGAUUCAGGCAUCAGACACACGCAACCCUCUCCACACUGCUUCUGGACAGGUGUUUGUUUUGAGGCCAGACCGUGUGGAACUUUUACCCAAAAGACGUGACUGUAGGGUGGGGGAGAGCAUCACCCUACCCCUGGCUAUUUGGGGGGUCCAGGAGGAGGAGAACCAGGGGCCUCCCCAGGGGAGCUCUGGUCCUCAGACCCUGCUGGAGAUGACAGACUGCUCUCUCAUCACCCUCCACAUCUCUACUGAACCACUGGGUGUCUUCACCCCUCUACCAGGGUCUGUGGGUCCAGGCCCAGGGUUUUGUGGAGGACUGCUGCUGGAAGCCGUGGGCCAAGGCCACACCCUUGUCAGCAUCACCAUGGAAACAGAACACCACAAAAUCACUUCCAUGUUAAGGCUCGUUGCCUAUAGUCCCCUGAAGGCCUUGGUGUCAGAUGUGGUCUUGUCUCUGGGUGCUUCCCGUCUUGUUGUCUUUGAAGGGGGUCCGCAGCCCUGGUCCCAUGCUCCCGGACGUUUCCACAGUGAGGGCCGUGCUGAGGGGAAGGGGCUGACUGUGGAGGCUGUUAGCCUAUCAGAACCCGGGAGAGCCCAGCAGCACACCUUCAGGGUCACCUGCCACACCCUGGGGGAGAAUUGGUUGGUGUUCAGGUGUGGGAACUCUCCAGGCUCUCUGAACCAGGAGCCUGGAGAGGCAGUGGAGGAGAGCAGAGUGAGAGUUGACUGCAGCACCCCAGCCACUCUGUCUCUUUCACUACUUCCUUCCACCUCCUCUCCUCUCUCAAUCCCUCCAUCCCACCUGUCUCACCCAUGCCCUCAGCCCCACUACCCUUCCAGUCUGUGGUCUUUGUCCUGUAGCAGAAAUUCGUUACUUCAGUUAGCAGUGUUUGACCACCGGGGGGUGCAGUUUGACAACUUCAGCUCCUGCUCGGUUAACUGGUUGUCUUCCAACUCCUCCCUGCUAUCCCUGUCCACACACAUGGGCCUAGUGGACACUCAGACAUCCAGCAGACACAGCAAACUACACGGUCGUCAGGUACUCCACGCCCAUGAUCACACAGGGACUGUCACCAUCACUGUGGCCCUUACAGCUGCACAAGAGUUAUGGGUCACACCACUGACUGCCUCUUUGAAUCUGAAACUGGUGGAGGACGUGCAGUGGGACAAACGUGCUAUAACCCUCUAUAACCACCCUGAUGUCACUGAGAAGCUAACGUUGGUUCAGGGUUCGGGACACUUCUUGGUCCGUGUUCAGGAUAGGGAGCUGAUCAACAUCACUUACCUGGAAAACAGCAGUGUUGUACAGAUGUCUCCCUUGCGGUGUGGCCUCACUUCUGUCCGAGCAUAUGACCUGUGUGCGACCCCUCCUGACCCCGCCGUGACCUCCAUCUCAGUUUCUGACAUCGCUGACUUCCAGAUAGACUUUGUUGACAUUGUGGAGCUGGGCCACAGUGCCUUGGUGAGAGUGCGUGUUGUGGACUGCUACAGACAGCCCUUCCUGCAUCACUACCUCCGUCUGAUGCAGCUCAAGCUCAACCCCUCCUCCCCCAUCGUCACAGUGGAUCCUGUAGGUUCAUUGGACAGCGUCUCCGUAGGUUACCGUGUGUCAGGUCAGAUAGUGGGAGUGGUCAGUCUUCACCUCUCUGCAGUGGACAGCAGUGGGAGUGUCCGGACCUCUGCUCACAAACAGCUACAGGUCUACCCCAGGUUCACCCUGCAGCCGCCGAGUCUGGCCCUGGCACUGGGCAGCGUGCGACAGGUAAAGUGGGAGGGUGGCCCCCACCCCCAGUCCAGUGUGGGCUUCUCUGUGAGUGACAACCGCAUUGCCACAGUAACCGACACAGGAUUGGUCCGUGGAGUUGGUGUGGGUUUGGUCAAACUCAGAGGGGCGCUGCAAACUGUCACUCAGGACACUGGAGCAUUGCUCACCUUCGCACAGGAUGAAGUGGAGGCGGAAGUGUUCAACCUGACAGGGGUCAGGAUCCAGGCCCCCCUGGUCAGACUGUCUGUAGGCUCUGAGAUGCCGGUGCAUGUGAUGGGCAGUGACGCCAGCCAGAACCCCUUGGCUCUGGGCAGUGUGGAGGCUGGUAUCUCCUUCCAGUGGAGCCUGGGCAAGCUUGGAGUCCUAGAGAUACAUCCCAGACACACCCAGGCGGGCGUGACGGUCUCUCCUGCCCAUAGUUUCUCUGUGCUGGUGAGGGCGUGUGCUGUGGGACAGACUAGCUUGAGAGUGACGGUUCAGCAGGCCAAUCACACAUCAUCCACCCACCAGCAGCUCUCUGAUGAGAUACGGGUAGUGGUCUACCAGGAGAUGCGGCUGAGCGUGGGAACCUCCAGAUCCAUCCUCAUGUCUCCCUACUCACAGUACGAACUACAGAGCAACAAAGACACCAUUUCCCCUGUGAGGUACGCUCUGUGUCAGUGUGUUAAAGGGGAGGGCCUCGUAACUGUGGACAGCCAGGGAGUUCUGAGGGCGGGGCCAGACACAGGAUCCGCCCUCUUAGAGGUGGUGGCUAUGGAGAAUUGUGGGUUAAACCAGACCCUGCUCAUCAGUGUCCGGGUGUCUCCGGUGUGGUUUGUCAGGCUGUUCACCGUGUCCAGCCUCUACAGUGCAGGAGGGGGAGGCCUGCCUGCCUUUCCUUUGGGGUGGACCAUCCGAGUCAUGACUCUCUGCUACGACAGUCUGGGGCAGCUGUUUAACGCCCACAACACACAAACGCGUAUCACCGCCAACAGGGAUGACUUGAUACAGGUAACUCCAGACUCAGACAGUCAUUCCUUUGUGGUCCAGACGGUGUCUGCUGGUCUGACCGUCCUCGGGGUGCAGGGUGACCCCACCAACCCCUCCCUGAGCGACUACACACCCCUCCCUGUUCUUUCCGCCAUUUCUGCCCCCCCACACUCACUAAGGCCCGGAGACACACUGUGUUUUAGCAGCCACCUCACAGGGCCGCAUGGCCAGCCAGGUCAGUGGAACGUGUCCUCUACUGAUGUGCUGCAGAUUGACUCAAAAACAGGAGCUGCCUUGGCAAAGCAUUCUGGGAAGGUGGUGGUUUCCUACAGAUUGGAAGGAGGACAACAGGCCCUCAGAGAGGUGACGGUGGAGUCUCCUGCCAUCCCAAAAGUCUCUAUUCCUGAUGAUCGUUUCCUCACCAACUGGCCUGACGCACCUAACUACACUGUCUCUGUGGAGCUAGACACCUCCCCCAUUAACACAGCCCAGUGUAGCUUGUCCCAGAGGGAGGCCAUAGAGAAGCUGAAGCCAGAGACAGAGUUGCUGUGUUUACUGCACUUCAUCGCCCCCUACCUCCAGCUCAACACACUGCAGACCAUAUUUAUCACCACACCUCACUAUGACCUGGACAGUGGUGAAUACAGCUGCAGAAUCUCUGUGUCUCCCCAGUCCACCUCUGUCCUGCAUCUCCUCUCCUCCCUCUCUCUCUCCAUCUCUCUGUCUGCAUCUCUGAGGGGCCAGUCUGAAGUCCCUAUGUUCCCUCUCACCGGUCAUCGGGUCCAGUUGCCAUACCUGCCUGCGUUCCACUGCCCAGUGUCUUCCCUGGUUCUCUCUGUCCGGCAUCCCAAGGCAGAGUUCUCUGUGCUGGGCACCAAGGAUUUGCUGUCUACCCUAGAGGUCCACUCUGACAGUACUGCAGUUCAGACAUCUGAGCGCGUCCAAUCAGAUGGACAUCGAGUGUUUUCUGUCACCAUGACAUCAUGGGUCAAAGGCCAGGCCUUGCUCCCUCCUGCCAACAUCACCCUGUACAGCCGCCUGACCCCACAGACGGAAGUCGUCACAGUGUUCGUCAGAGCAGACACUGCGGUGGAGAUAGAUUUGAUUGGUCGCCAGUCCUCCUGGACUCAGCUCCUUCACAUCCAGUCCAUCCUAGUCUUUGCUGUGUUUGCAGUUGUGGCCGUUACAGCUGCCUUAUUCAUAGUGUACAAAUCCAACAUGCAGAGAGGCCCUGUGGUCAGCCAGUACCCAAUCACACACAACACAGUGGACCACAGCAUGGUGCAUUUCUCCCCAUGGAUCAGACCCUCGUCUUCCGCCACAGAACGGACCCUCCGCAGACGGAGCUGGCUCUGGAGCCUACCAUAACAACUGGACUGCAUGCUAACAUUAACCUGGAAGUGGCAACUAGCCGUGAUAAAAACAUUUUAAACUUUUGUUUGGGUUUUGCAUUAGUCUGUUAAAAUGUUGGAUAUGGCCCGGUUCUAGUAGGAGAAUUAUCUGACAGUGUUCACAUGGAAUUUACUUAUAUUUGAGAUGCUCAGUUGGUUACAUUACUAUGCCAGCUUUCUCUUUUCUCAUGACUCAUGUGUUUUUAACCUUAAUCAAAGACUAGUACACAGGAUUCUUUAACGAAAAAAACUAAACUUUAAUAAAUGAGAGACAGGCGGAGUACUGGCGUUACAGCGGUCAUUACAGCGAAGCUCAACACCAUAGCAUACAUUUCCCUCAUCAGUUCAACGUUUCCUUUUUUCCUUGUGUAGCAACUUCCUGAGCAGGGUCACUGCAAAACCUGUCAUCCAAUCCUGUCUCUCU